GGUCUGCCCCCCUCGAGACGACUUUUCAAUCCAUGUUCGCUCCGUGGUUCCUGGAAAGGAGAUGACCCCGCAGGUUUAGCGGCGAGGAAUAGAGUAGAAGGCUCCAUUGGGGAAAUGGGCCAUGCAGAAGCACUUUGUUUCACGGCAAGGUCUCACGGUUCAGCAGAUUUCCAAAGGCGUGCGGCGUGCCAUUUGCCAGCUUUAUCAAGCGAGGGCCCGUGA
Colletotrichum orchidophilum is the source of this 222-nucleotide messenger RNA. RefSeq lists its product as uncharacterized. The annotation marks the transcript as partial. The transcript has a single exon. The record is from RefSeq and is a predicted model, not a curated record. NCBI's taxonomy places the organism in Eukaryota, Fungi, Ascomycota, Sordariomycetes, Glomerellales, Glomerellaceae.